Aptenodytes forsteri (emperor penguin) is the source of this 2222-nucleotide messenger RNA. RefSeq names its product family with sequence similarity 162 member A (gene FAM162A). Lineage: Eukaryota; Metazoa; Chordata; Aves; Sphenisciformes; Spheniscidae. Bases 1 to 516 code for a protein of 171 amino acids. The record is from RefSeq and is a predicted model, not a curated record. Gene Ontology annotation, biological process: neuron apoptotic process; positive regulation of release of cytochrome c from mitochondria; cellular response to hypoxia. The transcript is spliced from 5 exons. Gene Ontology annotation, cellular component: mitochondrion.
AUGCUGGCUAGUAUUCUCACUUUCUACUACUCUGAAUUAGAUUUGGCCCCUUUGCUUCCUCUGCUUUCUCUUCCAGAUAGGGCUGUUAAACUGCUGGGAAGAAAUAUUCCCUCAAUUCUGAGGAUGACUAAAGGAAUGGAUCCGAAGAUAAGCAGAAGGCUUUGCAUCAAACCCCAGGAAGAAAGUCAACUUCAGCCAAGAAGUCGGACUCCUUUGAGGGUGCCUGGACACAAGCCUACAGACUGGGAGAAAAGGUUUUUGUUGUGGGCAGGCCAUUUCAAAAAACCAGAGGAUAUACCAGAGACUGUCUCGAUUGAAACAAUCAGAGCAGCAAAGACCACACUGCGUGUGAAGUUCAGCUAUGUAAUGAUUGCCUUGACAAUACUGGGAUGCAUAGUCAUGGUGAUUAAAGGGAAGCAGGCUGUAAAAAGGCAUGAAUCUCUUACAAGCAUAAACUUGGAGAAGAAAGCUCAAUGGAGACAGGAAGCUACUCAAAGUACAUCUGCUAAACCUUAGAGGAGGAAACGGAGAGACUAAGGACUGGAGAAGAAAAGCUGAUGUCCUUUUCAGCACUGGAAGGAAGAUACAGUCACAUCUCUCCUGUAUGUUAGUUCUGUACUCUCAUGUUCAAGAAAGAAUGAAUACAUUAUCCUGUAAUCAUUAAAACAGAAAUACCUAUUUUCUUUUCCUAACCACCUCUUCUUUCCUCCAAACUGUUGUCCCGUUUCACUAACCGUGAAGACAAGUGAGCAAACUGUAUAGACAGAAUAGUUGUUUCCAUCACAUCUGCUAUGCACAAGACUAAGCAUCUUUUAAAAGACUGCAGGAGCUGUACCUGCAUUCGUGGUACCAAUCAUCUCCUUUAUGAAGUCUUACGCUCGCUCUUACCACUUACGAGAAGAUAACUGGGACACAAAAGGACAGCCUAUUCGGUUUCCAUUUGUACAUCUAUACUUGUACAAACAAAAUACCUUCGCUGGGCAGUCAUCCGCUAUCACUGACUAUUUCACGUCCCUUCAGGAAGAAUGGUGCUGUAUGUAUUCUGUAUUGUUACACGCUGCCUAAAAUACUCCAUACGUUGCUCUUUGUGUAAGAGAGAACAAUUAUUAGGGGAGUCCUCGAGUCAGGAAUAAUUGUAUGACCUGUACUAACAUCAUCAAAAUGAUCGUAAGUUAUUAGAAAGUCUGCUUACGUGUUUGAGGUCCAGUAUGUUCUGGCUGCAUUUAAGUAAGUGAGGAUUACUUUUUGUGAAGAACUGCCUAAAAACAGAAGGGGGAGUGGUAGUGAAAUGGCAUUCCAGAGAACCAGUGUGAUGCUGAUGACAACCUAAUGGUUUUUACACCAGAGCUGGUAGUGAGAUGAGAGAAUGUCCAAGCCAAGGGAAUAGAGACAAGUGUUUUGAGGAAUACCGAGCAACAGCUUCAACCUAUGCUAUCAGAUUUACUAUUUAGAGGCACGUGAGUAUGAGAAAGACAAUCAGGCAUUCCUGCUCUCUGCUGCUGAGCUCUUUUUUCCAAACCUCAUUUGGAUUUAUGUUUUUCCACCCUUUAAAUUGUCAUCUGUGCUUUCCUGAUACUAGCUCACUUAAAGAUCAUUUGCUUCAAGUUUUAGAAGCAGCAGACCCAGUAAUACCUGCAAAGAGCAACUCCCAACAGUCCCAUUUCUGACAUUCAUCCCAGAAGAGUCACAUCCUGUUCAUGCUGAACAGCCUGCUGCAACUGGAGACUAGUAUUUUUCCUCCUCCUUUCAGUUCAUUUGGAAGGAAGUGUAGAUUGGGACUGUUAGGACUGUUCGGAACUGUUACUUCCCAGGACUGCCUGCUAACUGGCCGCUGGGGACACCACAAACAGAACAGGCAGAUGUGUUUGAGAUUUAGUUUGUGAACUUCCUGAUAGUGGGAGGCAGAUUUUUUUUUUUUUUUAACUUUUUCCUAUUUUUCUUGUACUACUAAAAAUUAGGCCUAUUGCUGAAAAACAUUAAAAACCCUACUAAAAAACGCAGGGUAAAUCUUGUCUUUAUACCUGGAAAAGAGAAGCAGUAAGAUACCUAGUACAGUCUUCUCUAGUACUUUGUCCUUUCCUCUAAAGCUAGAAAAUAACUGCUGCAGUCCACCUUUUUAUGAAUUGCAUUUCUGGGUACCACUUGUAUUGAUGAGAUGAAACCAAUCAAACAAGCUGUGCAGUCAUUCCACCACAAAGCUAUAAACUUCAGAUGAUGCCAUG